GCGGCGAAGCCGGGGGACGGCGACAGCUGGGCAGCGGGCCGCAGGCGGGGGGUCAUGGGCAAGGACUAUUACCAGACGCUGGGCUUGGCCCGGGGCGCUUCGGACGAGGAGAUCAAGCGGGCCUACCGCCGCCAGGCGCUGCGCUACCACCCGGACAAGAACAAGGAACCCGGCGCCGAGGAGAAGUUUAAGGAGAUCGCCGAGGCCUACGACGUGCUCAGCGACCCGCGCAAGCGCGAGAUCUUCGACCGCUACGGGGAGGAAGGACUGAAGGGCGGCGGCCCCAGUGGCGGCAGCAGCGGCGGUGCUAACGGUAACACUUUCAGCUACACGUUCCAUGGGGACCCUCACGCCAUGUUCGCGGAGUUUUUCGGUGGCAGGAAUCCCUUCGACACCUUUUUUGGGCAGCGGAACGGGGAGGAAGGCAUGGACAUCGAUGACCCGUUCUCUGGCUUCCCCAUGGGAAUGAGUGGUUUCACCAACUUUGGACGCACCCGCCCUGCCCAGGAGCCCACCCGCAAGAAGCAAGAUCCCCCCGUCACCCACGACCUCCGGGUCUCCCUUGAAGAGAUCUACAGCGGCUGUACCAAGAAAAUGAAAAUCUCCCACAAGCGGCUGAACCCCGACGGAAAGAGCAUUCGAAAUGAAGACAAGAUCUUGACCAUCGAAGUGAAGAGGGGGUGGAAAGAAGGGACCAAAAUCACCUUCCCCAAAGAAGGGGACCAGACCUCCAACAACAUUCCAGCCGACAUAGUCUUUGUUUUAAAGGACAAGCCCCACAAUAUCUUUAAGAGAGACGGCUCUGAUGUCAUCUAUCCUGCCAGGAUCAGCCUUCGCGAGGCUCUGUGUGGCUGUACGGUGAAUGUCCCCACUCUGGACGGCAGGACCAUACCUGUAGUAUUCAAGGAUGUCAUCAGGCCCGGCAUGAGGCGAAAAGUCCCUGGAGAAGGCCUCCCCCUCCCCAAAACCCCCGAGAAACGCGGAGAUCUCAUUAUCGAGUUCGAAGUGGUCUUUCCCGAAAGGAUUCCCCAGACAUCCAGAACCGUACUGGAGCAGGUUCUUCCGAUAUAGUCACCUGCGCUUCCCAAGGACUGACCAGGGACCUUUCCAGAGCUCAAGGAUUUCCGGACCAUUCUACCAGUUGUGGACCAUGAGAAGGGCGGGAGGGCCCAGGGAGGGCUUUCAUAAUGCUGAAUGUUUUCCAGAGAAUAUAUUACAAUCUUUCAAAGUCGUG
Molecule: messenger RNA, 1234 nt
Organism: Tupaia belangeri chinensis (Chinese tree shrew)
Lineage: Eukaryota; Metazoa; Chordata; Mammalia; Scandentia; Tupaiidae
Gene: DNAJB1
Product: DnaJ heat shock protein family (Hsp40) member B1
Biological process (GO): negative regulation of transcription by RNA polymerase II
Cellular component (GO): cytosol
Molecular function (GO): transcription corepressor activity; Hsp70 protein binding
Source: RefSeq, a predicted model, not a curated record